CUCCUCCCGGUUCGGGUGGAAUAUUCACUACAAAUCCAGGCUUUUCUGCCGGAUUGGACCCCGUGUGGUUCCGUGUUGUUGGUGACUUUUGUGGAAGGACAUGGCCGAGUCAGGUCAGCCCGGUUCGGAGGAUCCUGAUCCCCCGAACGGCCAAGCAGCGAGUCCGAUGUCGGUGAAGAAGAGGGCCCAGCAGUCUCCGGGUACCCGGUCCAAAUACCAGAGCUCCGGACCGGGUCACUGCUUCAAGAGGGUCACUCUGACCAAACCCACGUUCUGCCACGGCUGCAGCGACUUCGUCUGGGGCCUGAUCGGGUUCCUGUGUGAAGGGUGCAACUUCAUGUGUCACGAGAAAUGCCUGAAGACUCUGCGCACCGUGUGUACCUGCAUGGCUCCAUCUCAGGUGCAGGUGCCGGUGGCUCACUGCUUCGGUCCAGCGGGUCAGAAGAAACGCUUCUGCUGCGUCUGCAGGAAACAGACUGAGGGAAGCACGGCACUGCGCUGCGAAGUGUGUGAGCUUCACGUCCACGCUGACUGCGCUUCUUUCACCUGUGCUGACUGUCGGAGUUGCCACCUGGACGGGAACCUGCAGCAGCUGGACACAUUCCACCACCACUGGAGGGAGGGGAACCUGGCGUCAGCGGCCAGGUGUGAAGUUUGUCGCCGCUCGUGCGGAUCCUCUGAGGUCCUCGCGGGGAUGAGGUGUGAGUGGUGCAGCAUCACGAGCCACGCCGCGUGUUAUCUGAGCGUGCCGACAGAGUGCACUCUGGGACGUCUGCGCUGCAUGCUGCUGCACCCAGCCUGUGUCCGCCUCCAGUCCAGAAACUUCAGCAAGAUGCACUGUUAUCGCAUCGCCGAGAGCUGCAGCCAGGACCUGGAUAACUUGGAUGCUGUGGAUCUGUCUCCUGCAGCAGCAAAAGAAGUUCAGCCGGCUCCAGAAUCAGGUAAGCAGGUUCUGAAGGUGUACGACGGCGACGACGCAGUCAAGCGCAGCUCCUUCCGACUGGUUUCCAUCUCCAGAGCCCCGAGGAAUGAGGAAGUGGAGGCGGCGCUGAGGGCUUUCUACCUGCCCAAUGAGCCCAGUAACUUUGAGCUGCAGGAGUUUUCGGUCACGCAGUGUCCCGCCAGCGAUGACAUCCUGAACCAGAACGCCAGCAGUCCGGAUAACCGAGGGUCUCUGAGGGACGCGAGCGAUGCCUGUCUGCUGAGGGCUAAACCACGAAACACUGAAACCAUCAAGGUGUACACCGGCUGGCCCAGGUCGAGUGCUGCUUUCGUCUCCGUCUCUGUCUCAGAGGCGAGCACUGCGGCGUCCGUCCUUAGCGAAGUCCUUCACCUUAGAGGACAGAAGGACGGGGACUCCUGCGGCCUGGAAAGUCCUGGAAAGGUUUUGGAUGAAGACGCGUCGGACUUCAGUCUGCAGGAGGUUUACAUGAGCAGCAAACAAGUCCAGAGACAAACGCUGAGCCCUCAGGAGAAGGUUCUGGACAAACUGCAGGAGAUCAGAAAGGUUUCUCUGCGGCAGAUGAACCAAACACGGUUCUACCUGGUGGAGAACAGGAACCCGGCCGUCCAGGUGAACCUGCUGAUCGGAGGACUGCCCCUCCAGAAGACCAAGGAGGACUACAUCCAGCUGAUCCAAACACAUCUGGCUGUGAAGAGUCACCUGGUCGCCGUCAGCCACAUGUACGGCAGUCAAGGUGCCGUGGCGUUGCAGAUUUCCUGUUUCUCUGAAGCUGAGAGGAUCUUCAUGCUGGCUAAAGACACGUCUGUGGAGAACAAGCCGCUGAGCUCGCUGGUGAUCCCAGAGAUCGAGCACAACAAGCUGGGAGUGGAUGUCUGUCCCCUGCUGGUGUUUGUCAACCCAAAGAGCGGUGGUCUGAAGGGCCGAGAGCUCCUCUACAGCUUCAGGAAGCUCCUGAACCCUCACCAGGUCUUCGACCUCUGUAACGGAGGACCGCUGGCUGGUCUUCACACGUUCCGGGACGUUCCCAGGUUCCGGGUUCUGGUCUGUGGGGGUGACGGGACGGUCGGCUGGGUGCUGGGAGUCCUGGAGGCUGUCAGGCACAAACUGGUCUGCAGGGAACCGCCCAUCGGUAUCGUCCCACUGGGAACAGGCAACGACUUGGCUCGGGUCCUGCGCUGGGGGUCUGGUUACAGCAGCGACGACCCCCACCACAUCCUGGUGUCGGUGGAUGAAGCUGACGAGGUUCUGAUGGACCGCUGGACCAUCCUACUGGACGCCCGGGACAUCUCACAGGAGGGACAGGACAACUGCUUCCUGGAACCGCCCAAAAUCGUCCAGAUGAACAACUACUUUGGUCUCGGCAUCGACGCGCAGCUCAGCCUGGACUUCCAUCAGGCCCGAGAGGACGAACCGGAUAAAUUCACCAGCAGGUUCCAUAACAAAGGUGUGUAUGUUAAAGUGGGCCUGCAGAAGAUCAGCCACACCAGGAGUCUCCACAAAGAGCUGCAGCUUCAGGUGGACAACGAGAACGUCCCGUUGCCCAACAUCGAGGGUCUGAUCUUCCUCAACAUUCCCAGCUGGGGCUCUGGCGCUGAUCUGUGGGGGUCGGAGGUCGAGGGUCGAUUCAGGAAACCGAGCAUCAACGACGGUCUGCUGGAGGUGGUGGGUGUCACCGGAGUCGUUCACAUGGGUCAGGUCCAGAGUGGUCUGAGGUCGGGGAUCCGGAUUGCUCAGGGGAACUACAUCAGACUCACCAUUAGAAAUCCCCUACCUGUCCAGGUGGACGGAGAACCGUGGAUCCAACCACCAGGACUCAUCAUCAUCUCCGCUGCUGGACCGAAGGUUCGGAUGCUCAGGAGGUCCAAGCAGAAGCAGAAGAAGUCUUCUACUGUCAGAGACGGGCGCUCGGAGAGUCCAUCCUCCAGAGACGGGGGACACUGACCGGCUCACCUGGACACCAGGUGCUUUGCCUGUUCCCUGCUGCGUCGGGGAGAUGCUCAGCUGCCGGCAGGCGUAAAUUCACACAUGUAGCCUUGUAGUGACGCCGCCGGACCACAGAUCCACCUGAAGAUUGGAGGAGGUUUUACUUUACCAUUCUAAUGGGAGGAGGAGGUGUUCAUUUCAUUCCUGGUCCUUAAACAUUUAACAGAAAUAACCACAGACAAUGUGGUUAAAUAAAAGUAUGUCAUUCGUCUGUUCACACCAGGAUGUGGAAGCAGCUGAACCUCUGAGGAUGAUGGAGGUUUCAAAUGUAUCUGUGCAGUAAGUAGACGUAGACUCAGUUCUUUACUGUAUUAAUUUAAAACUAACGAGCAGCUACAGAACCGUUCUGACCCGAGAGGUGGUCCGAAACAAACCGACGAGCUCCCGAAGAGGCCGACAGGCAGUUAUUAAAAAAAAAAAAAAAAAAAAAAAGCUGCAAACACACAAAGUUGAUGUA
This is a messenger RNA of Nematolebias whitei (Rio pearlfish), 3404 nucleotides long. RefSeq names its product diacylglycerol kinase theta. Gene Ontology annotation, molecular function: ATP-dependent diacylglycerol kinase activity. The transcript is spliced from 23 exons. The record is from RefSeq and is a predicted model, not a curated record. Bases 101 to 2905 code for a protein of 934 amino acids. Gene Ontology annotation, biological process: diacylglycerol metabolic process; intracellular signal transduction; lipid phosphorylation. Lineage: Eukaryota; Metazoa; Chordata; Actinopteri; Cyprinodontiformes; Rivulidae.